Molecule: messenger RNA, 1149 nt
Organism: Sclerotinia sclerotiorum 1980 UF-70
Lineage: Eukaryota; Fungi; Ascomycota; Leotiomycetes; Helotiales; Sclerotiniaceae
Exons: 2
Coding region: 1-1149 (382 amino acids)
Source: RefSeq, a predicted model, not a curated record
AUGGAAAUCACAUUUGCAAUCCUCUACAUCCUCUCCAUCACCCUCCCCAAGCUAACCAUGCUCUCUCUCUUCCUGCGCAUCUUUGUCAUCAAAUGGCAACGUCGUGCUUCCUAUCUCAUAGCUGCCAUCCUUCUCGCAACAGCACUUGCGAAUAUCAUUGCGAAUGUAACGCAAUGCAUACCCCUAGAACAUUUAUGGGAUAAACAGAAAAAGGGGAAAUGUUUCGAUCAAAAUGCUUAUUGGAGAUGGGCGAGCUUACCGAAUAUUCUGACCGAUGUGGCGAUGUUGGCACUGCCCGUCCCGAUGAUUAUGGGGACUAUGAUGGGGUGGAGAGAUAAGGCGGGGGUGGGAAUUACGUUUUUGGCAGGGAGUUUAGGCCUCAUAACAUCCAUCCUCCGCUUCGCUGCAUUCUGGCGCAUGCAACCCGCCUCAGACAUAACCUGGACCGCCGUCGAACUCUGCGCCUACUCCAUCGCAGAAGGUGGCGUCUAUCUAAUCGCCUCCUGUCUACCCGCCUAUCGCGCUCUUUACCUAACCAUUACACGUCCGCAUCUCUGGCCCUCGACAACUCGCUACAGUGGAACAGGUAUCGCGAGUGGUAACUGGGGUGUAAUUUCAGCCAGCAAAUCAAGCUCUAGAACGAGAAAUCCAUCCAUCUCUCACGAAAUAUCUCACGAUGAAAAUGAAACACCUCUUGAGACAACCAUGCGAUCAGUACCAGAAAUCCAAGCCCCGAGAUCCGUGAAAGGAAAACCGAGAAUAUAUAUCCAAACACCUAGUCCGGUCUGUUCCAAAUUUCCAUUCGCAGAACGCGGUCAGGGACACGCAUACGCACACCCUUAUGGAAAUGAAAAUGGGGAUCUAAGCCAACUAUUCCAUCCAUGGCCUCUGACGAGAAGAAGUAGUUCAUUAGGGCGUGGAACCGGAACCGAAACCGGAACUGGAGCGGAGAAACAGAAUCAGAGUCAGAGUAGUGAGCACGGGAUUACCAUCCAGCAUGGUUUUAGUAUCGAGUAUGAAGAUUUACGACCGAGGGGUAAUCGUCUUGGGAAUCAUAUUGGCUAUCAGUAUGCAGGAGAUACGGAAAGGUUUACUAUAGUCCCAGCCCGAGUUCCAGGCUCGGAUUUAAGGGCUAAAGCUGAGGGUUAA